CAAGGACAACAGGGGCAAUAAGGAUCCCUUCGCUCGCCCAUUGCGUCGCGAUCCCAUCCCUGCUGCGCGCGCCGUCACGUUUUACUUGCGGUAGAUGAUCUUCCGUUCCCCUUUGCGGAGCUGAUCGACGCAAGGGAGCUUCGUUUCGUAAUCUGGCCGAUACCUCGCUCCUGAUUGAGCUUCUGAGAGGAGCUUCUCUUCGAUCCCUGACACAAGAAGAUGCUAAUCGGCAGCUAUCUUAGCGCACAAUGGCGAUGAAAGCCCUGCCCUGCUGCCAUGGAUCGCGAUCAUCAUCCAUCAAGAGAUUUCCAGCACGAGGAAGCACCUUUCUUUGGAUCCUCAGAGAUGGAGGUCACUGAAUCGAAUCCUACACCUAUCUCUGGAGCUGAGGUGUUCGUGGAGCUAGCAUCGCGACGCAGUGCUAGCGAGAUCGAAGGCAAGGAAAAUGGCAUCGCUUCGUCGGCUCAAAGCUCCUCGGAGAGGACACACACGACGCCAGUCCAGGGGAAGAUUGCGAUCAGCAAGCCCGCGCGGCUGGGAGAACUUCUCAAUAAGUUACGCAAGCUACAGCAAGAGGAAGAAGAGAGCCUGGAUAAAGAGAAGGAGAACGAGAACGCAAGAGGUAUCAUCACCGGGUCAGUGCCUCGCAUAGCAUCAGCGCAUCAAGUGGUAGAUCUGGACGGGCUAUGGAACUCCAUCGACAAGUCGAAGCCGCUCAUCCUGUUGCAGUUUUCGGACCUCACGUACACGGUCUACGAAAAACGAAGAUCGAGGUGGCCAUUUCGGACGACAAAGUCUUCCAGCUCCGCCAUCCCGGAAGACAACCAAGCCAGGAACUUGCUGGAGAAUGUCUCAGGAGAAGCAAGAGAAGGGGAGAUCCUGGCAGUCAUGGGUCCGAGCGGGUCAGGAAAGUCGACACUUAUCGACGCCUUGGCGCUGAGGAUUGCGAAAGGAAGCUUGAAAGGCAGCAUCACGCUGAACGGGGAGGAAGUCGGUACCAGGCUCUUGAGGAGCAUCUCGGCGUACGUGAUGCAGGAUGACUUGCUCUUCCCGAUGCUGACGGUUCAGGAGACGCUCAUGUUCUCCGCGAACGUGAGGCUGCCUCAAACACACUCACGGCAGAAGAAGGUCGAGAGAGUGAAGAUGUUGCUCGAGCAGCUAGGACUCCAGCGUGUCGCCAACACCAUGAUCGGCGAUGAAGGCAGGAGGGGUGUUUCCGGAGGGGAGAGGCGGAGAGUUUCCAUUGGAAUCGACAUCAUCCACGACCCGCUGCUGCUCUUCUUGGACGAGCCUACGUCGGGGCUCGACUCAACGAGCGCCUACAUGGUGGUCAGGACACUCCAGAAGAUCGCACAGACGGGAAGCGUUGUGAUACUGUCGAUCCAUCAGCCAAGCUACAGGAUCAUGGGGCUGGUUGAUCGACUCAUAUUCCUCGCUCACGGGCAGACGGUAUACAAUGGACCACCUUCGGAACUCGGCUCGUACUUCACGGCUUACGGAAGAUCGGUGCCUGAGCACGAGAACAGCACCGAGUUUGCGCUGGAUCUUAUUCAAGAGUUGCAUUCCUCGCCAGGAGGAAUCAAGCCUCUCGUCGAGUUUUCGAAGCUCUGGACGUCCAAAGAGCUCAGGCCGGAGGAGAUGCUGCUGUCCGCGCCGGCUGUAGACGUGAAAACGGCCAUAAGCGUCAGCAUUUCCAGGGGAAAACUGGUCGCAGCAAGGGCCCAGGCACACGAUUGUGGCGACAGGUGCAACGGAGCAAAGGUGGCGAGGUUUGCGAAUCCUUGUUGGGUUGAAAUGCUCGUCAUCAUCAAGCGCUCCUUGAUCAACAUCAGGCGGACUCCGGAGCUCUUUCUCAUGCGGCUGGGCACAGUUAUCCUCACUGCCGGUCUGCUGGCAACGAUCUUCUGGAACUUGGACCACAGCCCGAAAGGUGUCCAGGAGCGCUUGGGCUUUCUUGCUUUCGCCAUCUCUACGACCUUCUACACCUGCGCCGACGCUCUGCCGGUCUUUCUCCAGGAGAGGUACAUUUUUAUGCGAGAGACUGCUCACAGCGCUUACAGGAAGUCGUCGUAUGUGCUCGCAAACGCGAUCAUCUACGUACCUUUCCUCGGCUUGCUCUCCAUCGCAUUUGCGGCGACGAUAUGGUGGACAGUGGGACUGAGUGGUGGAGCGCCGGGUUUCCUCUUCAUGUUCCUCAUUCUCUGGGCAUCGUUCUGGGCGGGCAACUCCUUCGUCACUUUUCUCUCCGCGGUGAUUCCCAACGUUAUGCUCGGCUACACCGUGGUCGUGGCGCUGCUCGCCUAUUUUCUACUGCUCAGCGGCUUCUUCAUCUCCAGAGAACGCAUUCCCAGGUACUGGAUCUGGUUUCACUACCUCUCCAUCAUCAAGUACCCGUACGAAGCUGUUCUCAUCAACGAGUUUUCUCGAGACGGGGCUUGCUUCGAGACAGGGAAGCAGAUACUGUACGGCACUCCUCUUCAAGACGUGAACGAGACAGCAGUGAAGAUGAUGCUGGCUAUUGUGAGGAGUGCUCUUCAAGGCACCUCCUAUGGCGACAUCGACGAAGACACCUGUGUGAUGAAUGGGAGCGACGUUUUGCACCGGUUUUACAUAACGCAGCUGGGGCGGUGGACGUGCCUGGGAGUUACGAUUGGAUUUGGCGUCCUGUUUCGGUUCCUUUUCUACGUUGCUCUUCGUCGAACCGGUGCUACCAAAAGACAAUAAGCUCGCUGUAGCUACACCCAGAAAAUGUGUUUGUCUAGCUCUAAAAGUCCUGCUAUUGCUGCUCGUGUUGGUAUUUGCAGCUUGGUUUCUUCAUGUCGUCGCCGUUUGCUCCCAGCUGGUCGAUUUGAAUGUUGCAUAGUGCAUUGUUAUACAUUGUCUUGGUAGUGUUC
Molecule: messenger RNA, 2894 nt
Organism: Selaginella moellendorffii
Lineage: Eukaryota; Viridiplantae; Streptophyta; Lycopodiopsida; Selaginellales; Selaginellaceae
Product: ABC transporter G family member 6
Exons: 4
Coding region: 277-2724 (815 amino acids)
Cellular component (GO): membrane
Molecular function (GO): ABC-type transporter activity; ATP hydrolysis activity; ATP binding
Source: RefSeq, a predicted model, not a curated record